CUUUUACGGACAUCUUUUUGAGAUUACGUAUCCUCAAGAGUGCAUCGAGGCAGGCUGCAUGAGAACCAAGUAGUUAACGAGAUUACUCAGACAAAAUAAGGGAUUGAUUCCCCUCUCAUCUUUUCCCCCUGACAAAUAAACAGGGUAUGAGACACCCUACUACUACUCACCCGGUUUCUGUCUAGUUUCGGGAGAAUCGGGGUUUCGGAUAGGGAGAGAAAGGGCAUUCGAUAGAACAACUUUACAGACUUGUCAUUCCACAGCCGGUUCCGGAUCGUAUCUUCUCCUUAAUAUCAGAGUAGGUUUAAUAUAUUGUAAGUGCAGAGAAAUAGAUUUUUACUAUUUAAAUACACAUUUGGAAAACUGCGAAACCUGAGAGGCUGAGUUAAAGAAGAUUCCAAACGUGUGUGGGUGUCGUGACCAGCCAACACCAACCGGUGAAAGUGGGUGCUUAUUACAUAAAAGUGGAGCAUAUAAAAUAGGAACGAACAUAGUAAUCAGUCACGGCGAAGUAGAAUUUCUUUGUGAAAUAAUUCGACGGAAAUUAAGCUAUAUUUCUACCAAAGGCAAAUCACAAAAUGGGUCCACCAUCCUUCAAAACUGAUUUGGAGCCAAUUUUCUCCAACGAAUCCGAGCCAUUAGGAAUUAAACUUUGGAACCUUAACAAAUUCACGAAAAAUGCACAAAACGCCUUAGAAUCCGCAUCAGCUUCUGAGAAGGACGAAUUUAUUGCCUCCAUCCCUCAUGUAACUUAUCUCGAGAGAAAGACACGUCUCGAAUUGGCGAAUAUUCUGAAAAGACCGGGCCCCAUUUUCGAAACGUGGAAAUCCGAGGAUAAAUCUCUGCUUUACAAUUCUCUCCAUAAUAUUCACUGGAUAUUCACUGACAGUGAAUGUUCACCUCUCGUCUCAAACCCUGAUUUCUUGGUGAAGGAUCUCUUCCCAACUUUGUCUCAUUCUUGCAGAAAGAAAGUCGUGAGACAAAUGGGAAAGCUGUGUCUGGAAAAAGAUGUUGAAAACGUUACCACCAUUUACAACAAACUCUUGGAAAUUUAUGGCAUCAAAAUUGCCAAGUAUCUCCUUCCGGCCUGCAAUCAGUCACUCAUUGACUCCUUGAUCGCAGCCAACAAAGUCAAAUUGGAGCAUAACCAACUUCUCGCUGUGUACAAGAAACAUCCGGAAACUGGAAUAAAAUAUUUGCAAGGACUUUACCAAGAUCUCUCUCAAUCCAAUCCAUCAUCUCGAAGAGGUUCCAACGUCAAUGUAAUUUGCUCGAAUCAAUUCUUCAACUUGAAGGAUUCCUGCCCUUUCACCCUGAAAUUGGUGGCGCAGAACAAUCCCUCCGAAUUUAUGAACCUCGUCGAAAAAUAUGAACCAUUUGCAUCUGUUACGUUAGGAUGGCGACUAACUCAGCGUUUGUUAGAACAUGGCAAGGACAGGAUCAUUUCCAGCAACAAGGCUGCGGCCUAUGCCAAAAUACUGUGUCAUUCUGCAGUCAUGAGAAUCUUAUCGGCUGAAGAAUAUUUCGCAUUUUUUGUAAAACUAUUCCCAGAAAAUGUGACCGAUUUUCUAGCAGAUUUUGAAAUAUCGGAUCAUCCUGCUCCCUCCUUGUUUACGUGGCUCAACAAAUACGCUCCAGAACUGAGAUUCGAGAAAUUGGAUGCUGCAUUCAAGUCUUGCUAUAAUAACAAAAGUAUUCUCGACUUUCCUCAAGAAAUGGUCACGUCAAGAAUGCUCCACAUAUUGGGACCAGAAUUACGAGAUAAAUGGGUAGAUAUGAGAUUAUCUCAACCCGACACGGGCACCCCGUAUCUUUUCAAUGACCCACUCUUCAACCAUCCCGUCCACCUGGAGGGGUACUGGGAAGCAUUCAGAACACCGGAUAAGUCCAUUCCACGCAUUAAACAGUAUUUAGCGACAGAAUCCGAUGUUACCCGACGAACGGACCUUCUCACAUCACUGGUCAACACUUGUGCCAUCAACAAGGACAAAACCGCUCUGAAAGAAGUUUGUCAAUUCGUCUCAUCUCGAUUUCGAAAUGACAAUACACAAGUUCGAAUAGAGUUCUUGCGUACCGUAUCAGAUCUCUUUGAUCUCUUAAAAUUGGACGAGGAUCACUGGAAACCGCUCAACGAACUCUUGCACAUUUCCUCCAUCAAUAAUGAAAUUUCUUGGAAUUCACACGUUUUGGAACGCAUAUUGGAAAAAUCGAUCCAUUUCCGAGUGGAGAGAGAUUUGCCGGUCGAUACACAAAUUCAGCACUAUAUUAAAAUGAAGUCACACUCAUUUUGCAUGGGAGAAACUUGGUGCAUUGCUACUUCCAAUCCAGUCCUGGAACGGAAGAGCUUAAAAUUAUUUACAGAACAUCUCAGCUCCAUGUUCUCCCUCGCGACGACUUAUCCGUCUGACAGCGCCAUCACGUCGGUAAUUAUUUCUCUUUUUGAGUCAUACUCAGGGUGGAACAGAAGACGUAAAAGUAGCAAGGAUUUCAAAUCAAAUGGGACAAAAACUAUGGAUUUGCUCACUGCGACUGAAUCGUCCUGGUUAAUGAAGAGACUUCAAGAUGUCCUCGAAUCUUACCACGAGUCGAAUAAACAGCGAGUAAUUUCCGCUCUGAAUAAUGACCUCCCAGCGAAGGCUGCCUUGAUGCCUCGUCUCCUUAAAUGUUACCCAGAUCCAUCUCUCUUUGCUCGAUUGUUGAGGAAGGAACCGAAAAAAUUGGACGAGUUGACGGACGACAUUCUUGAUUUUAUUCUCGCCUCAACCAAAGUUGUACAGUGGGGACCGGUCCUCAAGAAAUUCAGAACUUCCGGUCUACCCCGAUUAGCUGAGAAGUUUGUCAACAAAUGUCUCCAAAUUGCUGAAGAUGAGGAAGAAAGUCUGAAAGAGCGAACCAAUUCAAUUUUUAUCCUCUCAUUUUUAUUAGAUUCGAACAAAUUUGCUGCAUGGAUUUCAAAAUAUUAUCCAGAGGAUGUUCCAAAAUUUGAUAAUUACACUCCCGAAGAAAUUGGGGUGAUUUAUGGAAUCCGUAAAAUGAUUGCACAAUCCUUAAGCAACUUGAGCAUUCCUUCAGCCGGAAUUCCAGCGCUGGUUCACUUCUGCAAAGGAGAUUAUCUCAAGUUAUCUGUGGGAUCGUUGUACUCGAUCGUUGAGAAUUCUCCACUUAAUCAAAAACUUGUAGAAUUUCUUCUCGACCUUGCCAACCGUCCCGUGUCCGUUAAAAAGCACGCUAUUCGACUCAUGAUUUCCAUUUCGACAAAUGAAGAGAAUAUCAAAUUUCUCAAAAAUUUGUGGACUUCUGAAAAACACUACUCAAUCAGGACAAUCCUGUUUAACCGAAUUUUUGAAUUUUUCCUUCAAAACAAUUCCGAAGAAACAUGGGAGCUGGUCAAAUCCAGCGUGACUUCCCUCUCUGCAAAUGACCACCCAUUUUUAAGCGAUUUGGGUCGAACUGGUUACAUCCUGUCUCCAGGAAUGCCAAAUGAAAAACUUUCACAAUAUUUUAAACUUGCUUUGGACAAAAUCAGUUCAAUCGCUACAACUCUGCCGGAAUGCAAGUGGGUGAAAGUCACCAUUCUCCAAUGUAUAAUUCCAACCAAUAUCAAAUUCAUUGAGGAAUCCCUGAUCCAAUCCAUUUUCGAACAACAUCUCUUCAAUCUGAAGGAUGAAGCUGAUAUGCAAUCCGUCUCAGUUUACUUAUCUCUUAAUUACUUGUUCCACUACCCAAACUCUAAGGUGGACAUUGUAACGUCAUACUUGGAAAAACUUAUCGGACCCGCAUGGGAUACAAGCUGCAAGGAUUCAUACACCUCAUUUCCGGCCAAGCAAUCUCUCAGCUUCUUUGUGGAACAGUUAGCAUUGCGAUCAUUCCAAGUGGAGUCGGGAUACGUUGAAAAUCUAUCAGCGGAAAAAUAUGUCGAAAUUUUCUCCCAGAUUCAACAAUAUCUUCGAACUUCAUCUCGAGACGUUUCAGAAUUCUUUGUUGAUGAUUUGUUCCUCAGUUUUAGCAUCAUUUUUCACACGCAUUACAAAUCUGACGAAUUAGACGAGUUGGUCACGGUAGGAAAAGAGAUUGGAAAACUUGCCGAUUUUUGCGUUGGUGUUUACAAGCCUGAAAUUAUUUCCGUUUUUUCCGAAGCUGCCAAGAGAUUCAUAAGCUAUUGUUGCAGCGAAAGAUUACGGGAUAGGAAAUCAAAUUCUGAUUCGGAUGGUGCCCGAAUAAUUUUCAUAGUUGAUGGAAUCCUGGAAUCGACGGGAUCAAUUGAUACGGCGAUAAUAGCGUCGCAACUUCUCCUCUCCAGCUUUGGAGUUAUUCAAAAAGGGCAUAAAUUUGAAGGCCAUUUUGCCAACAUUAUGAAAAAAUUGGCUCAAGUAAAGGAUAAAACCGUCCAAAUUUUUGUCAGGUAUGGGACUGCUCAAUGCAGACCUAAUCGUGGCUUUGACAUUCUUGUGUAAUAAAUAUCACGUACUAUACACAUCAAUUACUGUCUGUACUCUCGUAAAUAUGCUUUUUUGAUGCGUAACAUUUGUGUAAAAAUGUAUGUACAUAUUUACAAUUGACCAAUUAUUUACUAUGUGGUUAUUCCGCUCCAGCAAUACUAUAAUAACAUGAAUUUGUUCCUUUGAUGUGUAAUAAAAUUUGCUAAUGUAUGUAAUCACCACAACUUGUCUAUAAAUUAGGUCGGAACUUGUGCAAUAAUAAAAGCCGGUGUCUUAAUCAUUCCAAUA
This is a messenger RNA of Folsomia candida, 4727 nucleotides long. RefSeq lists its product as uncharacterized. The transcript has 4 exons. NCBI's taxonomy places the organism in Eukaryota, Metazoa, Arthropoda, Collembola, Entomobryomorpha, Isotomidae. The coding region runs from base 579 to 4454 and encodes 1291 amino acids. The record is from RefSeq and is a predicted model, not a curated record.